GCCAUAUUGUAUGUUCAAUCCGCACUGAUUUUGACUUUACUUGAACAGUAUUAUAAUUAAACAAACAUUUUUCCAGAGGGAAUGUAUUUCUGUCCACAUCGGCCAAGCCGGCGUACAAAUCGGCAACGCUUGCUGGGAACUGUACUGUCUGGAACACGGGAUUCAACCUGACGGCCAAAUGCCCUCUGACAAAACCAUUGGAGGUGGCGACGACAGUUUUAACACUUUCUUUUCAGAGACUGGAGCUGGAAAGCAUGUACCCAGAGCGGUUUUUGUUGACUUGGAACCCACUGUAGUAGAUGAAGUCCGCACUGGAACGUACCGUCAAUUAUUCCAUCCCGAACAACUCAUCACUGGUAAAGAAGAUGCUGCAAACAAUUACGCACGAGGCCAUUACACUAUCGGAAAAGAAAUUGUCGAUAUAGUUCUGGAUAGAAUUAGAAAACUGGCUGAUCAAUGUACAGGAUUACAAGGAUUUCUGGUUUUCCAUUCAUUCGGUGGCGGCACUGGUUCUGGAUUCACCAGUUUACUUAUGGAGCGAUUGAGCGUCGACUAUGGAAAAAAAUCGAAAUUGGAGUUUUCCAUUUAUCCAGCACCACAGGUGUCCACCGCAGUUGUAGAACCCUAUAACUCAAUCUUGACUACUCACACUACUUUAGAACAUUCUGAUUGUGCCUUUAUGGUAGACAAUGAAGCCAUUUACGAUAUUUGCCGUAGGAAUCUGGAUAUUGAUAGACCUACUUAUACUAAUUUAAAUAGACUGAUUGGCCAGAUCGUUUCAUCAAUAACAGCCUCCCUCCGGUUCGAUGGUGCCCUAAACGUAGACCUAACCGAGUUCCAGACGAACCUGGUGCCCUACCCCAGAAUUCAUUUUCCUCUUGCCACCUACGCCCCUGUAAUAUCAGCUGAAAAAGCUUACCACGAACAAUUGACAGUUUCUGAAAUCACUAACGCCUGUUUCGAACCAGCCAACCAAAUGGUGAAAUGCGACCCGAGGCAUGGAAAAUAUAUGGCUUGUUGUAUGUUAUACAGGGGAGACGUGGUUCCCAAAGAUGUCAAUGCUGCCAUUGCCACUAUUAAAACAAAACGCUCAAUUCAAUUUGUUGAUUGGUGUCCUACUGGAUUCAAGGUUGGAAUUAACUAUCAGCCACCGACUGUAGUUCCAGGUGGUGAUCUGGCAAAAGUCCAACGUGCAGUAUGCAUGUUAUCCAACACCACAGCGAUUGCUGAAGCCUGGGCGCGUUUAGAUCACAAAUUUGACUUGAUGUAUGCCAAAAGGGCGUUCGUUCAUUGGUACGUCGGCGAAGGUAUGGAAGAAGGUGAAUUUUCCGAGGCCCGUGAGGACUUGGCUGCGCUCGAAAAGGACUAUGAAGAGGUCGCUGUGGAUUCUAUUGAAGGCGAAGCUGAUGAAGGAGAUGAAUAUUGA
Messenger RNA from Ceutorhynchus assimilis (cabbage seed weevil), 1426 nucleotides. The record is from the annotation of a GenBank genome assembly. Lineage: Eukaryota; Metazoa; Arthropoda; Insecta; Coleoptera; Curculionidae.